Stegodyphus dumicola is the source of this 5069-nucleotide messenger RNA. RefSeq lists its product as uncharacterized. The record is from RefSeq and is a predicted model, not a curated record. Lineage: Eukaryota; Metazoa; Arthropoda; Arachnida; Araneae; Eresidae.
AGCCGAACAACGAGAUUCCGACACUAGUUGCAUAAAAGUGAACAACAUAUAGUUAUGGGAGAUUCAUGUUGUUUCUAGAGGCAGUGUUCUGACUCGGAGGGUGAGAUGAAGAGUAAAAUGAAGGUUAUGGAAAUUUUGAUAACAUUUGUAUUAAUUCUGGCUACAAUGACACAAGCCUCUAUAACUUGGCGGCGAGUAACAAAAUCUAAUUCAAUCAGAACAACUGAGAAACCUGUAGAAGCACUCACUACUCCAAAAUCCUCAGUCAUCUGGAAAAGAUCUACUCUCUCUCGAAGAUCAACUCCCGAUGAAAUAUCAGAAGAACCACCAAUUGAUGAGGAAGAUUUAGAAUACGAAGAAGCGGACCCAAAAGAAGAUGUGGUUACUCCUGAUGAAAAUGACAAGGAGGAGCCGUCCAUCAAACCACUUGUUCCAGGCUCAAGACCAGGCUUUUGGUUUGAUUCUGCUAGACGAAGAAAGCCAUCAAAUCUUCUUAGACCAGGUUCAAGAAGAAAUUCUCUUUUUCCUUCAAAAGCGACAGCAGCUCCUACUUCAACCACCGAAAGCGUUACAACAGCCUUGCCCAUCACCCCACUCACACCGCCUGCUCUGGAAGACACCACAACAAAUAAAGACUCAGCAGAAGGAAUUAAAAAACUUUUUGGACGAAAGAGACCUACAAAACCAUCUAUUUCUUUCAGAAAAAGGCCUAAAACGACGAAAACACCAAGCACAUCUUCUACCAUAGUUUCCGAGAAAACAGCUGGAAAAAUUACUUCAACUGAAAGUGCAGAAAUACUUUUAGUUGACGACGAAGAAAUUCCCUUAAACAGAGAAAGUGGUUACCCCAAAAAAGAAAGGAACUCUUCAAACAUAUCCACUACCAAAUCUCCUCCUAGAUCCUUAGGUUUAGGAACUAGAAGAAGAAUAAAAAAUGGAACACGUCUGUCAUGGAACAAAAAAAGCGAUCAGUUGGAAACAAAAACAACGUCUGUUCCUCAACAACUGGAUUUAACAACAACUUCAAGUAGUCUAUCAACAAAAGACUUUAACAGACUCUCACGAAGACCUACUAGUUUUCCAAGAAGCAGAUCUAGAAUAAGAUCUAAUAAAACUACCUCUUUACCUCAUGUUUCGUGGUCAAGAAGUCAAAAACCCACAGAAUUUCCAAAUGUUUCUACUACUGAAAGUUAUGAUAUAAAGGAAUCUGAAAAGUCUUGGACAUCCCAGAAUUACAUAAGGAACAGAAAUGCUUAUAAAUUUAACAGAAUUAUUGCUAAUUCUACAACUGAAGUAGAUAGUAAGCUAAACGCAUCAAACAUUGAAGUGAAGUCUGAAACUGAGAAACAGAAUUCACGACCGCCUAAGCAGAUUUAUCCUCGAACUACAGUGGAACCUUUCUAUAUCACUAGAGAUUACGGGCGAUUGGUUACUGCUAUACCAGAUUUAAAAGACGUAAAAGAAACCCCAUAUCUAAAUAUAACAAACACAUUCAAUGCAGCUUCAAAUACGAAGACCGAAAUCACCACAACCGAAAAUUUUGAAUCCACAUUACAGGAUGACACGUUGAAUGACCACCUGGAAUUCAACGAAGUACCAUUUAUGACCACAACUAUGAAGUCGACACCCAAACAUCAAAACGUGGAAUACCAUAAAGAAAAAAUUGUCCAAGAUCUACCAACAAGUACUGCAACGAAAUCGAUUAUCCGUCCACCUACAGUGCCUCCGACUGUAGAUCCUGGUAAUAAUGCUUACGUUGUCUGGAGUGUUGGACAGGGUGGAAGUGGAUGGACUUACGAAAAGCAUGGAGAUCAAGUCAAAUGGUCAGCUCAGAACAGUGCAGCUGAAGGAGAUUGGUGGUCUGUAACAAGGAAGGAUGUUGAAACAACACCAGAAGCUCCACUUUGGGAGCCUGUUCGGAACAUUAACCAGCAAUAUUCUGUCAAAUUGAAUGAAACAUUAUCAAAAACUUCAAAUACAUUUAAAGAAUAUUUCAAGGAUAUUAAAAGUGAUAGCUAUCAUCAUAUGGGAAAGACAUCGUUCGUUCCUAAUGUUUCUUACAGAAAUGAAACAUUGCUCAGCGUAAAAGCGCCGACUGAGCCAUUCUCAGCAGCACCACACGCAGAUACUGCAAUAUUCUCUCAGUUGCCUGAGGAAAAAACAUUCUUGCAUAAUAUAUCAUCUUUAGUAUGGUCAAAACCAGCAAUACCGAAGGAAUUUCCAUAUUUUUACAAUUCCACAUUACUAAACUCCGAAAUAUUAGAUACGAAUAAAUUCCAGUAUCCUAGAAUUAAUGAUACUGAAAACGGCAAACAAGAAAAAGAACUUAAUGAACAAAUCUUCCGUCUUCCAAAUGAAGAUUCUCCUCAUGUGUCAGUUAGUGUGCCUUAUAUGGCUGAAAUUCGAGAAACGUUCAAUAAUGUACCAUCAACAGCAACAUCAAAUAACUCAAAUAUUCAAGAAUAUGUUACAGAAAUCCCAGUACUUUCAGAAGAAAAAACAACUUUCUCGCAGCAAGAAGUCUACCCUGUAACUGAAGUAGUUGCUCAGAAUACUCCAUCUGCAGUUCAGCCUUAUUUUCAGAUUACCCACACAUCUUCCCAGAACUAUGCUGAUCAGCAAAACGUUGGUACUCAAGUUCUAGAACCUAUCACCAACCAAGGAAGAUAUCAAAGAAUACAAGAUUUAUUCGGAAUUCCUCCUGCUCUUGCCAAAGCUGUGGUCGAAUCCAAGCGAUGGAGAGUGGUUGGCUCUGGUGGAGAAGAUGGUUGGUCUUUGUUAGGUGAAAAUGGCGAACUAGAGUGGAAAAUCCACAACAUCGAUGGCAAGUGGAGAAUCACAAGCGCUGAUGAGUGGUUCAAAAUGAAUACGCCAUUAACUGAACUCGACACAGCUUCUCCAGAAAAAGAGCAAAAAACUACAGAAAAUGAUGAAAACAAGCAGGAUUUUAAACAAAACACUCCAAAAGUUUGGACUUUAGAAGACGAUUACAAGAUGUGGAAAGCUGUAUCUUCGGAGAAUGGUGAACCUGUAGAUGAUUCACCUGAGGAAUGGGCAUUCAAUCCAGCAUAUGAUUAUGACAGAUAUCCUGAACUACCAGAUGAUUAUUAUUCCAAUGACUAUUUCACCAGUGAACCAGUUGUCGAACAGAUUAAAGCAUAUCCAUCAGAAGAUUUCGAAGAAAGGCCUAUAUGGGGAACAGGGAGCAUCGAAAUGAUGAAGUUAUCUGAUGGUUACAGUCAACAAUAUGGAGGUGCACUAGAACAUGCUAAUACUAAAGAAGAUGCCAUAGCAGCUUGGAAAUCCUUACUGGCUGAGCAAGGCAAAUGGAAAUUAUCUCAUGGGGAAGAAAAUAUUGGACAAAUAACUAAGCCAGCAGUUUUUCCUUCUAGUUACGAUUCACAACAAAGCAUUCCUUUAGCAAAAUAUAAAGACUGGAAAAUUUCGCCACAGUCUGAUUAUGGAGAUACAAAUAAGAAUAAAAAGCAGGAAUUCAAUUCAUAUAGCCUAAUCCAUCCUAACUUCCAAGAAAUGAAAUUAAAUAAAGAUAGAUAUAAUUACGAAAAUUUCCAACCGGAUGAAUCAAUGCAAGCUAAAUACGGAUCUUUUGAGCAAGACCUGGAGCAGAACAAAAACGAAUUCGACGGGCACGAAGGAUUGCAACAUCAAAAUGCUUCACAGAAGAAACAUUUAAAUCACUCUAAAAUAGAUUCUUUAAUAAAUAAACUUGAAAUGAUUCAAAGAAAUGCGAAAGGAAAAGCAGUUGUAGAUUUAGCUCAGCUAUUAAAAGUAAUAAAAGCCAACAAAUAUUCUUCAAAGAAUAUCUUUGAAAGGGGAGACAAUUUGAGUGUUAGAAAUCCUCCAGAAAAGAGGUAUUCUCACAUAAAGAACACAGGUGUAAUUGAAAAAGAUUAUCAGAGUAGUUUAUCAAAUCUGAAAUCCAAAAGUAAGGAGCUUGAAUCUGACCAGCCUUCACUCUAUUCGAAUUUUCAACUGCCAGAUUUUAAUGAAGACCCUACAAACACAAGAAAUCUUAAUUCAAAUGUUGAAGAAAAACGUUUUAAUAGUAGUAAAACUGAAACUUCUCAACUUAGGCCGCUUAGAAGAUAUCACAAAAUAAACACAAACAAUCAUUCAAACAGAAAUCAUAGGCUCAAACCAUCUCCUAAAAUGUCUUACAAAAUAGCAUCUGAAACACCUGAAGAACAGUAUGUCAUUCAUCGAAACACUGAACAACGAACAUAUAAGCCUUCUCAUAAUCUACCCACAUAUACACAGCAACCAACUUAUCAAGACUAUCAUACUACCAGAAGUCCAAUCCAAAGUGUACGUUACUACGAUGUAAAAGAAAAAACUAAAUACAGAAUAGCAACCAGUGCUUCACCAAUACAAUUUAAGACAAUUAGUACCACAGACACACAUGAUGAGGGUCAAACUAGUUCAGAAGAAGUUGUGAAUUACAGGGACAAAAGUGAGGUACCUAAUGAAAAAUCUGAAAUGAUUUCAAAUAUUGGGAUAAGGCGUUCUCAUCGGCCAAAUAAGAAACGGCCCCGUCGCCUUCAUAAUUCCGCACCAAUCAUUUUAAGUGGAGAAACUGAAAUAGAAGAUGAAGAAGAUGGAUCGAAGAAAAGUCGUAAGAUUAUUGUUAUCGAUUACGCUGGAAGGCCUAAAAGAAAAUCUUCUGUUGAAAGAAAAGAUCUGGAACUUAUUAUUCGAAAUGUGAAGAAAAGAAGAUCAGAACUACUGGAAGACAAAAAUGGAAAACGAUAGAUGAAAAAAAAAAAAAAAGACAUUCUGUUUAUUUUCCUGGAAAAGGUAAAAGUUUUCCAUAUUCAUUAUCACCUUAGACACCGUAAAACAGAUUUUAAGCAUCAUUUUACAUUUUAUAGUUUUCUUCGUUGUCACUUUUGUGGAGAUAACGUCAUUAUAUUUUUGGAAAAAAGAGCAUUUUUAAUAGGAAUGCCCUAAUAACAUAAGCCUGAAGAAUUGUAACUACUUUACUUUGAUUUCAAAUUCUGUACAGUACGCUUUGUGUAUAUUUCAUUGAAUAAAAAUGUAUUUUUGUCAUA